Molecule: messenger RNA, 1152 nt
Organism: Dovyalis caffra
Lineage: Eukaryota; Viridiplantae; Streptophyta; Magnoliopsida; Malpighiales; Salicaceae
Source: the annotation of a GenBank genome assembly
AUGGUUCAUUUCCGGUUACAGGCCGGCGUUAUAUUCUUCACAUUCGUUGUUCUUUUCCCUCUACUUUGCCUCGGGAUUCGUUCCAUACCGUCGAGGGAGGCGAAUACCGAUGCAGUUGAAGUACUCAACGGGUUUCGAUUCGCUGAAGCGCCGGAUUACCGAAACGGGAGAGACUGUCCUGUUUCAACGACCAAUGGGCGCUUAGUCUCUUCCUGCGACCCUUCUUUAAUCCACAUAGCCAUGACUCUUGAUUCUGAGUAUCUACGUGGCUCAAUCGCAGCCGUCCACUCGGUUAUAAAACACGCUUCCUGCCCAGAAAGCAUCUUCUUCCAUUUCAUUGCGGCAGAGUUCGACCCGGCAAGCCCACGGGUCCUGACCCAACUGGUACGAUCCACUUUUCCGUCUCUGAAUUUCAAGGUCUAUAUAUUCAGAGAAGACACUGUAAUCAAUCUAAUCUCUUCUUCAAUCCGGCAAGCACUGGAAAACCCAUUGAAUUACGCAAGGAACUAUCUGGGUGACAUGUUGGAUCUCUGCGUUGAUCGGGUCAUUUAUCUGGACUCUGAUGUCGUGGUUGUGGACGACAUACACAAGUUAUGGAACACCAAACUUAGUGGGUCUCGGGUGAUAGGGGCCCCCGAAUAUUGCCAUGCGAAUUUCACCCUGUAUUUCACUGCCGGGUUCUGGUCCGACCCGGUUUUGUCUGGGGCUUUUUCGUCGGCGAGGAGGAAGCCGUGUUACUUCAAUACUGGGGUUAUGGUGAUGGAUUUGGUGAGGUGGAGAGAAGGGAAUUAUAGGAGGAGGAUAGAGAAGUGGAUGGAGGUGCAGAGAAAGACAAGGAUUUACGAUUUGGGCUCAUUGCCACCAUUUUUACUGGUGUUUGCAGGGGAUGUGGAAGCAAUAGAUCAUAGGUGGAACCAACAUGGACUUGGCGGGGAUAAUGUGAGAGGGAGUUGCAGGUCAUUGCAUCCUGGUCCAGUCAGUUUGCUACAUUGGAGUGGGAAAGGGAAGCCUUGGGUUAGACUUGAUGCUAAAAAGCCAUGCAAGCUUGAUCAUCUCUGGGAGCCUUAUGAUUUGUAUGUCCGCAAUAAGAAAGGGUAUUUCUAUGCUCACAAUGACCCGCAGUCAAUGGGGCUUUUUACAGGUUCCAUGUGA